Daphnia pulex (common water flea) is the source of this 15948-nucleotide messenger RNA. RefSeq names its product dynein axonemal heavy chain 5-like (gene Dhc1). Bases 1313 to 15598 code for a protein of 4761 amino acids. The record is from RefSeq and is a predicted model, not a curated record. NCBI's taxonomy places the organism in Eukaryota, Metazoa, Arthropoda, Branchiopoda, Diplostraca, Daphniidae. Gene Ontology annotation, biological process: microtubule-based movement. The transcript has 54 exons. Gene Ontology annotation, molecular function: minus-end-directed microtubule motor activity; ATP binding; dynein light intermediate chain binding. Gene Ontology annotation, cellular component: dynein complex.
ACAAUGGAAAGGACCAAACCUACUCAGCUCAGCCCAUAUGUUUCAAAUGGAUCAUCAUCAAUUAUAACACUAGAAAUGGCUGAUCUCUGUGCCAAAGCAGUUGUCGUCAACCAUGAUGUUAAUAUCAAGAACACCAAGAAAUCGAAUUCUGACAAUCAGAAAAUCAGCUCGAACCAAAAUAACGAGUCAUUUUGUUGCGAGAUUUGUGGCAAGGAAUAUCGUUUGAGAAAUAGUCUUAACUCACACAUGAGAAACAAGCACUCCUUGUCGAGUCGUGGUAGGCCUAUUGGAGAAAAUAAUCCUCAGGUGGAAAAAGGAUUCUGGUGCACUCACUGCAACAAGAAAUUUGUACAUGCUAAAACGUGUGCUAAACAUGAAUCAGUUUGUGUUAAAAAGCCAAAGCCCACAACCACUUCCGCGACAAUGGUCUCUUCUAGAAAAGUUCAAAAACCCGGGAAAAUUAUAACGAUCGAUUUCUAAGCUGCCCCUUUUGCGAUUACUGGACGUACCAAUCAACUACUCUGAUGCGUCACGUUGAAAAGUUCCACACUCAGAGCUCAGUGAAAACAGCUAAAGAAACUCCGCUUUUAUGAUAUCUCAGUUACCGUCUUUUCAUGAAUUGAAAAGAUGUGCUUCUAAUCCAGAAAAUCAGAAGUUUUUAUGUUCUAUUACCACAAUUUUUCAACAAUUUUAAUUUAAUCUGCUGCUCUUCAUUUAAUGCUUCCCUUUUAUUAGCCUAUGUGUCGUGUUUGUUCGUUUAGCGAUCGGCACAAGUUUAUUUGAAUUUUUAACGUGUGUGUAACUGUGUAUCUUGAAAAAAAAGAAGUCCUAAACAAGCUUUAAAUUCAAACAUGCCCACCAGAUGACCUAGACGUCAAAUGUUGUUUAUUGCCAUUUGGUUGUUGACUGUUGAGACAAAGCGCCUCAUCUUUCCACGUGCAUGUCAUUCAGCCGGAAAGCCGUUAUAUUUCUCACUGUGUCGUCGCUCAUGUUGGUUACAUUUACGUGUUAGAUACAAAAACGACUAGCCACCGGAUUGAAUUCGUGUCCAUGUGUCUUCCACGAGAAGUUAACUUGCAGCCCCGACUGACGUAGUCUCGGCGGCUCGGCCAAUCAAAAAAAGUUGGGUGUACGCGCUUACGUAUCCACCAAGGGGCCCAACGGCGGACGUGCGUUUGAUCGAUAGGCGUUCCGUCCAUUUGAACCUAUGUGAAAUCUUGGAUCGACCCAACAGUGUCCCAUUGUCUGGAGAAAACUGUGACUGGACGAUAAACACUGUUCCUCUCAACGAUGUUCAAGAAAUAAACAAAUUAUGGAGAGCUCGGAUAACUUCGGAAGCGAACGAAAAGGGCGGCGCGGGGAGUUAGAUUAUCGCUACGACUUCCUGUUCCACUGGGCUGCAGAGUCUUGUUCCAUCACCAAGCAAGAUGUUAUUGACAGCUUGCUGCAAGAAAUCUGGGUUAGGAAUAUUCAUGAUUUCGUCUUGAAGGAUACAAAAAGGACGGUGUUGCUCUUCUACCAAGCAUUUCAAGAUCAAAACUUGAAGAGUCGAGUCGAAAAAUCCAACCCUUCCAACAACAAACUCGUUGCUCCGAAUAAAACCUUGGUUGUCGUGAGUGACGAGAGGAAAUAUCCUCUAGAUGGAAUAGCAGUCUAUUACUUCAAACUCAACGUCAAGAAAAUGUUGACCGAAGAUAACGUUCACCGCGAUUUGAUGGUCGGGAUGUGUGACGCCAUGGAGGAGGAAUUACUUUCAAAUUUUAUUCAGCUCCUCCAUCACAUUUACCGGCCCGCUUUGGAAAGUUUGCUCUUCUUCGCCGACGAGGGUCCCGAUAAAACCCGCGUUUACGAGGAGGUCCUAAUGGCUAUCCAGUCGUUGUAUUCGUCACUUAAAGUCUCUGAGAAUAUCCUGAAACACGACAACACUCUGUUGGCCCAACGGCAAGUGGAUAACCUGGAUCUACCGAAUGAAUCCAAGAAACGUGCAGACUUUAUUCGCCAUCCGGAUACAGUGGCAAAAGCGGAGAAGAUUGCUACCGAUUGGCUUUCCAUGAUCGAGAGGGAAAACUGUGAAUCCGAGAUGCUGCGCCGCGAUUGCGACGACGACAGUCCGCGUGACGAGAUCGAGUACUGGAAAACUCGCAGCACCCGCUUGAAUUUGAUCCAGCAACAGUUUAACAGCCCACAAGUGGCUCUGGUCGUUCAGUGUCUCAACGUGAAUCGUUCCAAACUCAUGAAACGUUGGGUAGAAGCACUUAGGAAAUUGACGCACUGCUGUCACGAAGCUAAUAACAAUACUCUUUAUUUGAGCGAUUUCGAAAAUCACUGCAAAACACUUUACGUUUGGGAUCCGAUUCGUCUUUUGCCCACAAUCAAUCAACUUUUGAGCACAGUUCGACUUAUUUGCUGCGUGAGUCUUUACUACAAUACUUCAGAGCGAAUAACUUCACUUCUAGUCAAGAUUACCAAUGAACUGAUUCGUUCGUGUCGGAGGCAUAUCACUAGUCACGGUAGGGAAACUGUUUGGUCACGACCAGCGUCGGUUGUCAAGCCUUUACUGCAGGAUUGUUUAAAUCUACACACUGCCUACAGGAGUGCUUAUGCGAACAUGAAACAAGACUUGGAAUCUUAUCAGAAAAGCGUCCAGCAAUCUCAGCAAAAUCAACUCCAGCCUAAAGAACAGUCGACAUUAACCUGCAGUGAACACUCGGUCUUUGGUAAAUUCGACGCUUUCUGCGCUCGACUAAGAAAGAUCCUUCGGCUUUACGACGUCAUUGACAAGCACGAAAGUUUGCUGAAAAGCCGCAUGGAGGGUCUGCUGCAAGAAGAAGAAGUGAUGGACGAAAUAUUAAGGAGAUAUCAUGCAGCUGUCAAAGAUAUUACAUCGCGACCUUACGAUUAUUUGAACCACCGGAUGCUUGGUUUUGACCAACACAUGUCGGAAUUCGAAGCCAGGCUCAACGAUCUCAAACUCUACGUUGGCAGUUAUUUGGAGCGUGCUUACGAUCCUGUUUGGGAAACAGCCCAGGCGAUGCGCUUCCUUCAAAAGUUCCAGCGCAUCGGCCGCGUCAUUCCCGUUGUGGCUAUGGAAAUCAAGCACAAUCGCAUUUUGAAUCAAUUGCUAGCCGAUAUGGAUAGACUUGGCAGAGUUCUAGUCAAAUUUGGAGAUGAGCCUCCUAUUCCGAAUAAUUUUUCGCCAACGACAGGGAAAAUGAUGUGGUGCGCAACUUUACAGCGUUGCCUGGAACUCAGGCUUGAAGAACACGCGCCAAUUUUGCACAGCGAAACUGGCCGGCAAGUGUUUCGCAAGUACAAAAAUGUUUUGGUCAACAUCGUUCAGCUCGGCAACUAUCAUCUGCGCUCCUGGACAUUGCUCAGUGCAGCCGAAGUGGAAACAUGUCUAUCUCAGAACAUUUUGACUCCAAACCUUGAGAACCCGCAUUUAUUUUCCGUCAACUUCAAUCCCAAAAUAAUCUCGCUGUUCCAGGAAGUUCACUGCGCCUGUCAAGCCGGGCUUAAAGUUCCGGCAUCAUCCGUUUUUAUUUUCGCUCGUAAAGGAUUACUUUUGAAGAUGAAGGACGAGGCUCAGUACUUGAUAGAAAAUCACAAGUCAUUAUUGGACUCGAUUGAUGCGGAGUUGAAACCGCUUCUCUGCUGUCACGUCCAUCAAUUGUAUUUGACACUCCGUCCGGCCUCGGUGGCACUCAGCUGGAACCUCAAGCAGUCGAAAUGGAACCGUUUCUUUAAUCAGUGCCGCAAAUCGAUGGUGCAUUUUAAACUGCUGUGCCAACGGUUGGAAGACAUUCGCAUCAACCAGCUGGAACGCAUUUUGGAUUCCCUCCGCUAUUUCACGUUGUGCCCGGACAGCAGUAGAGACAGGACUUGGGUGCCUGACGAGUUUAUUGACGCCGUCAAAGAUGCUUGUCGCAAAGCCACUUCGGAAAUUCAGCAAAGGAAUUGGCUUUUAGAAAAUGGAGUCUUUGAAUUAAUCGACCUGAUCAGAGUGAAGGAUGUCAUGAAGUUUUUUGAAAUUCCAACUGAGGCCAUUGCGGCGCAAAUUGAAAAAGGAAGGACGUCAUUUUCUUCAUCCGCCAAAACGGCACGACCGAAAUCGAUAACUAGCGACCGGAAAAAAUCUGAAACCAAUCCGGAUUCGAGUCGCAUCAGUAGCAAAAGUCCGCCAAGUGCUCAAUAUGGAGAGCGAGCGUCAAAGCGCAGGACAAGUAACGGUGGUGAAACUAAUCGAAAUGGAUUGCCACCACUUAAUCCAGCAGGCCCAACCGGCAAACCGCCUCCGGCGCCCAGCAAAACGUCUCAGAUCAGGACAAAACUACCGAAACUCAGCAGCAAAAGAUCAAGUCCAACCAAAGAGCCAAAAAAUCCGCCGACGUGUUUGCCUCCAUUAUCGGCAAGAUCCAAUUCCAGUCUUGCUUCCGGCCAGGAAUUUUCAUCUCGGAAAAACUCGGUCAUAUCAAACGAUGGUCGAGACGAACCCAACGUGAUCCUGGUCGCAGAUUACGGCUUCCUAGUCGUCCAAUUGGAGAAGGCCAUCAUUGAGUGGAAAAAGUUGUACUCUAAAAGGAUCCUCCAGGUUAUCGUCACUUGGCUUCGCUCCCAGAUUGACCAGAUGCGUUACUCGGUUGUCCCGCCACCCAAUCAUAAAAGCGGAGUCGUCCAGCAGCAACACACGGCUCUGUUCUUACUGCAUUCGCAGCUGAAUCACACAACAAUCGAGAUCACUCCGAGUUUGGACGACAUUCAAGACAUUAUUCACACGGCAGGGAAAAUUAUGUUAUGUGUCGCCAAAGGAAUUAAGCGCUGGCAAUAUCGGUCCGCUAUCGAAUCGAGAUCAAAUGUGAUGUCGGCGGUUAGACACAAUAUUUACGUUUCAGUUUCGGAGAAUAAAGAAGUUGUCAAAGGAUUGAAUCUGUUGUCAACAUGCUUGAUUCACGUCAAAAGUACUUGUGGAGAACAAUUGCGCCAGUGGGAGAAUCUCUGCAAGGAGAUUUGCUGCUACAAUCGACGAGUUGUCGUUAAAAAUUUUGUCAACAAGAACCCAUCAGUUUGGGACUGGGAUCAGCAAUUGCGUCAGUUUCGACAGUUGGAAGAUGUCGUUGAAUCACAGAAAAGUCUUCUGGAAUUUGGCCCCAUUCACGUUUCAACGACUAAAAUGCAGGCGACGUUGUUACAAGAAAUUCAAGAAUGGAUGGAAGCCUACACCACCGUCCUGUAUCGAAGGACGUUGCGUGAUAUGGAACGGUUAAUGGUGGUAUUUAAUUUACUAGACAAGAAGCUCGAUCGUAAAAUCCGUGACCUGGAGGACACCAGGAUCUCUAUGGAUUGUCUGCGAGAUAUUCGCAUACAAGAAGUGGAAUUCGAAAUGGCUAUUGAACUUGUUGAGGAAGCGAUUGGAAUCAUGAUGAAAUUUCACGUUCCACUAACUGAAGAAGAUGUCGAACGGGUGGACGCCGUGCGGAUUACUUGGCAUCGAUUGCAGCAGCGCUCGCUGGAUCACCAUUGUCACCUUGUGGCUAUUCAACCCAGUUUCCGACAAGAGUUGCUGGAUAAUUUGACACAAUUCCGUGUCGAUUGCACUCAAUUCUGCGCCGACUACGACGUUGAUGGUCCAAUGAUCCAGGGUCUGUCUCCACGAGAAGCAUCCGACCGUCUACUCCUGUUCCAAAACCGUUUCGAUGCUCUCUGGAGAAGAUUGACAUCAUACGAAGGCGGAGCCGAACUAUUUGGAUUGUUGAUGCCCGAUGUUCCGGAAUUGAACCGCAUCCGCAAGGAACUGAAUUUGCUACAGAAACUCUAUCGAUUGUACAACGACGUUAUCGAUCGCGUUGCAGCCUACCACGACAUUAGCUGGAACAGCGUCAACAUUGAAGACAUAAACAACGAACUCAUCGAGUUCCAGAACCGUUGCCGUAAACUCCCUAAAGGCCUGAAGGAGUGGCCGGCCUUUGGUGCCCUCAAGCGAACCAUUGACGAGUUCUCCGACUUGUGUCCGCUCCUGGAAUUGAUGACCAACAAAGCCAUGAAGCCUCGCCAUUGGGUACGCAUGACCGAGAUCACUGGGCACGUCUUCCACGUCGAACUGGAAGGAUUCUGCUUGCGCCAAGUCGUGGAAGCUCCGCUGUUGCAGCACAAGGAAGACGUUGAAGAUGUUUGCAUUUCCGCUCUCAAGGAGAAGGACAUUGAAGCUAAAUUGCGUCAAGUCACCAACGACUGGACCACGAAUCAAUUGACAUUCACAACAUUCAAAAAUCGCGGGGAAUUGCUACUGCGCGGAGACAGCGCUGCCGAACUCAUAUCCAUGCUGGAAGACUCUUUGAUGGUCCUCAGUUCCCUCUUGUCCAAUCGCUACAACGUCCCGUUCCGGAAGCAGAUCCAGAAGUGGGUGACGGAUCUCUCCAACACCAAUGAAAUCCUGGAGCGCUGGCUGAUGGUCCAGAACUUGUGGGUUUACCUGGAAGCUGUUUUCGUGGGCGGAGACAUCGCCAAACAGCUGCCCAAAGAGGCCAAACGAUUCCACAAAAUCGACAAGUCGUGGCAGAGAAUGAUGGCCCGCGCUCACGAAACGUCCAACGUCGUCAUCUGCUGCGUUGGCGACGAAACGCUCAGCCAACUCCUUCCGCAUUUGCAGGACGAGUUGGAGCUGUGUCAAAAGUCGCUGUCCGGCUAUUUGGAGAAGAAGAGGCUCAGUUUCCCACGUUUCUUUUUCGUUUCCGAUCCUGCCCUUCUCGAAAUUCUUGGACAGGCCUCAGAUUCUCACACCAUUCAAGGCCAUCUCUUGUCCAUCUUUGAUAACACGGCUUGUGUAAGGUUCCACGACCAGGAAUACGACAAAAUCCUGGCCAUCGUUUCUACAGAGGGAGAAUCGAUCGCUUUAGAACAGCCAGUCCGUGCGGAAGGCAGUGUUGAAAUAUGGUUGAUGCGUCUCCUGCAGGAAGCCCACCGUUCCCUGCAUUCCAUCAUCCGCCUGGCCAGUCAGGCCAUUCAAAACACCGAGUUCAAUCUGCUGGAAUUCUUGGCCGCUUUCCCGUCUCAAGUGGGUAUCCUCGGUCUUCAAAUGCUGUGGACUCGCGACGCUGAAUCGGCUCUCGCCCAGUGCCGAUACGACCGCAAAGUGAUGCAAGAAACCAAUUCCAAAUUCCUGGAAGUCCUCAACACCCUCAUCGAGCAAACGACUAAGAAUCUCGACCGACUGGAACGUAUCAAAUUCGAAACGCUCAUCACCAUUCACGUCCAUCAACGUGAUAUCUUUGACCAACUUUGCCGCACUGGCAUCCGUUCCAUCACGGACUUUGAAUGGAUCAAACAGUUUCGGUUCUAUUUUAGAGCCGAGCACGACGAGAUGGCCAUCAGUAUCACGGAUGUGUCAUUCACUUACCAAAAUGAAUUUUUGGGCUGUACUGAGCGGCUGGUCAUCACUCCGUUGACGGAUCGUUGUUACAUCACUUUGGCUCAAGCCUUACACAUGUCCAUGGGAGGUUGUCCAAGCGGUCCAGCUGGAACGGGCAAGACAGAAACUACUAAAGACAUGGGCAAAACACUGGGCAAAUACGUCGUCGUCUUCAACUGCUCCGACCAAAUGGAUUUCCGUGGUCUCGGUCGAAUUUACAAAGGACUGGCCCAAUCGGGAGCUUGGGGUUGUUUCGACGAGUUCAACCGAAUCGAACUGGCCGUUCUCUCAGUGGCUGCCCAGCAAGUCGCUGUCGUUCUCGCCGGCAAAAGAGAAAAGAGGAAACAGCUAAUCUUUACGGACGGCGACACUAUCGAGAUGAAUCCGGAAUUCGGAAUCUUUUUGACGAUGAAUCCCGGCUAUGCUGGACGUCAACAACUCCCCGAAAAUCUCAAGAAUCAGUUCCGUUUCGUCUCCAUGAUGGUGCCCGAUCGACAAAUUAUUAUCCGUGUCAAACUGGCCUCUUGCGGAUUUUUGGAAAAUAUUACACUGGCCCGCAAGUUCUACACUCUCUACAAACUCUGCGAGGAACAGCUGACCAAACAGGUCCACUACGAUUUCGGUUUGCGGAAUAUCUUGUCCGUUUUGCGGACGUUGGGAGCCACAAAGCGCGGAAACGUCCGGGACUCGGAGAGUAUGAUCGUCAUGAGAGUCCUGCGGGAUAUGAAUUUGUCCAAAUUGGUGGACGAGGAUGAGCCGUUGUUCAUGUCGCUCAUCGGCGAUCUGUUUCCAACUACGGCGCUGGAAAAAACGAACUACGCAGACCUUGAAAACGCCAUCAGGGAACAGGUCAAAGCAGCUGGACUCAUUAUGCAUCCCCCUUGGUUGUUGAAAUUGAUCCAGCUGUACGAAACGCAACUUGUAAGACAUGGAAUCAUGACCUUAGGGCCGACCGGCUCUGGAAAAACAGCUUGCAUUCAAAUUUUGAUGAAAUCGCUGACUGCUUGUGGUCAGCCACAUCGAGAACUCCGGAUGAAUCCCAAAGCCAUUUCGGCCGCUCAAAUGUUUGGUCGAUUGGAUGUGGCCACUAAUGAUUGGACUGACGGCAUCUUUUCGGCAUUGUGGCGGAAGACUUUGCGCACUAAAAGAGGUGAACACAUUUGGUUAGUCCUCGACGGACCCGUCGACUCUCUGUGGAUUGAAAAUCUCAAUUCAGUUCUUGACGAUAACCGCACCCUCACGCUAGCCAAUGGCGAUCGAUUGCCCAUGUCACCUUAUUGCAAAAUCAUCUUCGAGCCCCACAAUAUCGACAACGCCUCACCCGCCACAGUAUCCCGAUGUGGAAUGGUGUACAUGAGUUCUUCCGGCUUGGAUUGGCGCCCGUUGCUGGCCGCCUGGCUUUUGAAGAGACCCAAUACUGAAAUGGAAGUCCUUCGAAAUAUUUUCGAAGAAUCUUUUUCGCCAAUCUACCAGUGGAGCCGGCAGAAUUUGAAAUACAUGAUGGACGUCCUGGAAUUCAAUAUUAUCAACCAGGCGCUGUGUCUUUUAGAAGGUUUGAUUCCAAAUGAAGACAAUGAGCAUAAAGAAAGCACCUACGAAAGGUCGUCCUCUGCCCUAGGGCAGGCACCAGACGGCCCUCCACCAGAGAUCCCAGAACUAGCUUUAGAUCUGAAAGUUCUCAAUAACGAUGUUGGCGAGUCGGGAUCAAAAGGUGGAACGACACCUAGAGUCACCCGUCUUCAGCUGGAACGACUUUAUGUCUUCUCAGUGGUCUGGUCUAUCGGCGCCUUCUUGGAGAUUGAGGAUCGAAUUAAAUUAGACGCAUUCCUGACUAUGCAUUUCUCUCAUUUGGCUCUACCUCCCAAGGAACCCGAUAGCGAAGACACUGUCUUCGACUUUGUCGUCGGAAGCGAUGGUGAAUGGGAUCAUUGGAGAAAUCACGUUCAACCAUUCCAAUACCCUGAAACGGCCAUGAUUGAUUUUGCGUCCAUGCUGGUCCCCAAUGUUGACAGCGUCCGCACGGAAUUCCUGUUAAACACCAUCGCCAAACAGGGAAAACCCGUCUUGCUCAUUGGAGAACAAGGAUCGGCAAAGACUGUCAUGAUAAAUGCCUACCUCAAAAAGCACAAGAGCGACUACAACCUUAUCCGCUCUUUGAAUUUCUCAUCGGCCACCACAACGUUCCAACUUCAACGAACUAUCGAAGGGUGUGUGGAUAAGCGAAUGGGCAACACUUAUGGCCCGCCGGCUGGCAAAAAGUUGACCGUUUUUAUCGACGAUGUUAAUUUGCCCUAUGUCAACGAAUGGGGCGAUCAGGCCACCAACGAAAUUGUACGACAAUUACUGGAGAUGAAAGGCUUUUAUUCGUUGGAAAAACCAGGGGAUUUCACCCACAUUAUCGAUCUCCAUUUCGUCGCCGCUAUGAUUCAUCCAGGUGGAGGUCGCAAUGACAUUCCGCAGAGAUUGAAACGACAUUUCUGCAUUUUCAACUGUCCCUUGCCAUCCCACACGUCCAUGGACAAAGUCUUUGGUACCAUCGCUUCCGGUCAUUACUCAAUCAAACGUGGAUUUUCUCAAGAAGUCCGUGAAUUGGUGGAGAAACUCGUACCCCUCACCCGACUUCUUUGGAUGUCAACCAAAGCUAAAAUGUUACCCACUCCAGCUAAGUUUCACUACAUUUUCAACUUGCGCGAUUUGUCUCGCAUUUGGCAAGGAAUGAGCAGCUUCUUGUGCAACGUCAUCGACAACACUAGAGUGCUUAUGGCUGCCUGGAAACACGAAGUCACGCGUGUCAUUGCGGACAGAUUUACCGUUCAGGCGGACAAGGAUUGGUUCGAGAAAGAACUUAUCCAGCAUGUCGCAAAAUACCUGGGCGAUGAAUUCGUCGAAUUCGUCCAAGAGACUCAAUACUUUGUCGAUUUUAUGCGGGACGCUCCCGAACCGACAGGUGAUGAGACGGAAGAAGUUGACAUGGAAUUACCUAAAGUCUACGAGCCCGUCCAGUCAUUCGACGAUCUCCAAGAUCGUCUUAACAUGUUCCUGACCCAAUACAACGAUAUGAUUCGAGGCCACGGAAUGGAUUUGGUUUUCUUCCAAGAUGCUGUCGAACAUUUAAUCAAGAUUUCGCGUAUUCUUCGACAUCCUGGUGGCAACGUCCUUUUGGUUGGAGUCGGUGGAUCUGGCAAACAAUCGCUCACUAAACUGGCUUCCUUCAUAGCCGGAUAUAAAACCUUCCACAUUACCCUGACGAGAUCGUACAACGUCGGUAAUUUCCUGGAGGAUCUCAAAGUUCUUUACAGAACUUGCGGUAUUCAAGGCAAAGGAACGACUUUUAUUUUCACAGACCAAGAUGUCAAGGAAGAGGCUUUCCUGGAGUACCUGAACAGCGUGUUAUCUUCCGGAGUCGUUUCGAAUCUGUUUAACCGCGACGAGCAAGGUGAAAUCAUCUCGGAAUUGAUUCCCAUCAUGAAACGUGAAUUUCCCAAGCGUGAAUUGAAUCAGGAAAAUGUUAUGGAAUAUUUCAUGUCACGAGUCCGACAACAUCUUCACAUCGCCCUUUGCUUUUCUCCGGUGGGAGAGAAAUUCCGUCAGCGGGCGUUCAAAUUUCCCGGCUUGACUUCCGGUUGCACGUUGGACUGGUUCCAACCGUGGCCAAGAGAGGCCCUUGUCGCCGUGGCGCGGCACUUCCUCGCCGAUUUUACCCUUUUGAAUCAAACGGACUUGUUGCACGAAGUGGAGAACGCCCUGGGAUCCAUCCAGGAGAGCGUGGCUGAAACGGCCAAGGAGUAUUUCCAGAGGUUUAGACGAUCGACUCACGUGACGCCCAGGACCUAUUUGAGCUUCCUGUCCAGCUACAAAACGGUUUUCGCCAAUAAAACGAUGGAAAUUGGCGGAAUGUCCACUCGAAUCGAAACGGGUUUGGCAAAACUGCAAGAAGCUUCCGAAACGGUCGAAAAACUCAAAAUGGAUCUAGCGGAAAUGGAGAAAGAAUUGGCCCUGGCUUCCGAAACGGCCGAAACGGUUUUGGUUGAAGUGACGCAUCGAGCCCGUGAAGCAGAAACGACCAAAAAUCACGUCUUGCUGGCCAAAGAUCGAGCACAGCAGCUGGUCGACGUCAUUGCGGCUGACAAAGCCGUGGCCGAACAGAAACUGGAAGCCGCCCGUCCUGCUCUAGAGGAAGCGGAAGCAGCCCUGAAUACCAUCAAACCAGCUCACAUAGCCACCGUGCGUAAAUUGGGUAGACCUCCGCCACUCAUUAUGAGAAUCAUGGACGCCGUGUUGAUCCUGUUCCAGCGUAAAAUCCAACCCGUUUGCCAUGAACCAGCUAUGGGAGGAUUUAAACCUUCCUGGAACGAAUCCCUCAAGAUGAUGGCCAGCACGAGUUUCCUGCAGCAAUUGCAAUAUUUCCCGAAAGAUUCCAUAUCGGACGAAACUGUGGAACUUCUCGAGCCAUACUUCCGGGACGAAGAGUACAACAUUGACACAGCCAAACGCGUUUGCGGUGACGUUGCAGGAUUACUUUCCUGGUCUCGAGCCAUGGCUUUUUUCUUUACAGUCAACAAAGAAGUGUUGCCACUAAAAGCAAAUUUGGCUCUGCAAGAAGUUCGAUUGUCGGCCGCCAUGUCGGAGUUGGCCAAGGCGGAAGACGUUCUGUCCGAGAAAGAGAGAGCCCUCGAUUUCGUGACGUCUCAAUACGAUUCGGCCAUGGCGGAUAAGAGGCGCUUGACGGAAGCGGCCGCAGUUUGCCGCAGGAAGAUGGGCAUUGCCGCUGCGUUGAUUAGCGGACUGAGUGGAGAGAAACUUCGCUGGACUUUGCAAUGCCGAGCCUUUAAAGAACAAAUCGGCCGCUUGGUAGGCGACGCCAUUCUAGCAACCGCUUUCCUCUCUUACGCCGGACCGUUCAACCAAGAAUUCCGGACGAAAAUUUUCCAGGCCUGGAAGAAAACUCUGAAAAAUCGGGACAUCCCCUUCACGCCAACCCUCAAUGUUGCCCAAAUGAUGUCCGACACGGUCCAGCAAACCGAGUGGACGCUUCAGGGUUUGCCCAGCGAUGACCAUUCCAUCCAGAACGCGGUUAUCGUCGUCCGUUCGCAUUCGUACCCGCUUUUGAUCGAUCCUCAGGGCCAAGGCAAGAACUGGAUCAAAGCCAAAGAAGGGAUGAAUGAAUUGCAAACGACUUCGCUCAAUCACAAAUACUUCCGGACGCAUUUAGACGACGCUCUCUCCCUUGGCCGGCCAUUGUUAAUCGAAGACGUCGGCGAAGAAUUAGAUCCCGUUUUGGAUAAUCUACUGAACAAGAAUUUUAUCCGGGCCGGUUCGACAGAAAAGGUCAUUAUUGGUGACAAGGAUUGCGACAUUAUGCCCGGCUUCACUCUCUACAUCACCACCAAAUUACCCAAUCCAGCCUACACUCCGGAAGUGAGUUCCAAGGUGACCAUGAUCGAUUUCACGGUGACUCAGCGCGGAUUGGAGGAUCAGCUGCUGGCCCGGGUCGUCUCCGCCGAACGCUCUGACCUGGAAGCCGAGCGGACGAGUUUGUUCGAGUCGGUGAUGGAAAACAAGCGACUCAUUCAGCAGCUGGAAGACAAUCUGCUCUUCCGGCUGACUUCCACCGUGGGUAGUUUGAUCGACGACGAGGAUCUGCUGAUUGUCCUUCACGACACCAAGAUGACAGCCCAGGAAGUCAACCACAAACUGGUCGUUUCAUCCGAGAUGGAACACAAAAUCAACACGGCUCGCGAAGAAUUCCGUCCAGUGGCCACUCGAGGAUCGAUCCUCUACUUCUUGAUCGUGGAAAUGUCCCACGUCAACGUCAUGUACCAGACGAGUUUGAAGCAGUUCCUGCAUCUCUUCGACGGAUCGCUCAGCAAAUCCAUGAGGACGCCCAACAUCCUGGAACGGGUCAGUUCGGUCCUCAACACCCUCAACCGGGAAGUGUGGGCCUACACUUUGCGGGGCCUUUACGAGCAACACCAGUUCCUUUUCACCCUCUUGAUGGCCAUCAAAAUCGACCUGCACAACGGCUCCAUCAGCCACGCCGAAUUCAUGAAAUUGAUUAAAGGCGGAGCCUCGUUGGAUCUCAACACAGCCCCGCCCAAACCGUACAAAUGGAUCCUGGACGCCGUUUGGCUCAAUUUGGUCGAACUGAGCACGCUCCACCCUUUCACCGAUCUCCUGCAACAGGUGCUGGAAAAUGAGCGCGAGUGGCGAUCCUGGGUGGAAAAGGAGAAACCGGAGCAAGAGGAAAUCCCGUGCGGCUAUACCAAAGCCCUGGCCGGAAUUGCUUUCCGGAAGCUUUUGCUCAUCCGCUCGUGGUGUCCCGAUCGGAUGUUGCAGUCGGCUCAGAACUACGUCAUCCAUUCGUUGGGAAAUCAAUUUAUUGACUCUCCUUUGCUGGACUUGGAGGUCAUGUGGAGCGAAUCCGAGCCCAGGGUUCCGCUCAUUUGCAUUUUGACCACUUGUUCCGAUCCUUCACAGAAGAUUGAGCAUUUGGCACGUCAAAAAGAUAUCGAGAUCAAAGCCCUGUCCAUGGGUCAAGGCCAGGAGAUUCACGCCAGACGUUUGCUGGCCGAUUCCAUGUCGACUGGACACUGGUUACUCCUUCAAAAUUGCCAUUUGAAUUUAGCCUUUUGUCACGAGCUCCUAGAGUCCUUGAUGGAAGGUGAUGUCCAUGCGGGAUUCCGGCUGUGGAUCACUACCGAAGUGCAUCCGCAAUUCCCGAUUAGUUUACUCCAAACGGCCAUCAAAUUCACGAACGAACCGCCGCAAGGAAUCCGCGCUUCGAUGAAACGGACGUUGACCGAUGUCCCGCAGGAUCUGCUCGACUAUUCGCCGUCACCCUCCUGGCCAACGCUCGUUUACACUGUGGCUUUCCUGCACACGGUGCUGAUGGAACGUCGUAAAUACGGGCCGCUUGGCUGGAAUACUCAGUACGAGUUCAACCAGUCGGAUUUGAACGGGGCCAUCCAGUGCGUUCAGAAUCACCUGGACGACAUGGAUCCUAGGAAGGGUAUUUCAUGGCCGACUAUUUGCUUCAUGAUUGGAGAAGCCCAAUACGGUGGCCGGGUGACGGAUGAUUUUGACAAGCGGCUGCUAUUAACGUUCACUUCUCUGUGGUUUAGCGACCGGAUCCUUGCAGCUGGUUUCGAAUUUUAUCAGAAUUAUACGUUGCCCUCCGGAGUGAAUGCCAAGAGUAUUGGUGGAUGCCUGGAUCAUGUCGCCAAUUUACCUGCAACAGACUCCCCUCUGAUUCUAGGACUGGACUCUAACGCUGAAAUCACUUACCAAAUGAACAGAGCGCAAGCUAUCCUGGACACGAUUCUCUCCAUCCAGCCGAAAGAAGGCGGCAACAUACGCGGAAGUGACACGAGAGAGUCGGUAGUCUAUCGCUUGGCUGACGACAUGUUGGAAAAAAUGCCCAGAAACUAUGUCGACCAUGAAGUCAGGGAAUCCCUCAACAGGAUGGGUCCCUUACUGCCCAUGGCCAUUUUCCUUCGCCAGGAAAUCGAUCGAAUGCAACGGGUCAUUCUGACGGUGCGCAAAGUGUUGCUGGAUCUCAAACUGGCCAUUGAGGGAACCAUCAUCAUGUCACCGCAUCUUCUUCAAGCGAUGGACGCCAUGUACGACGCCAGAGUGCCGGAAAUGUGGAAGGGCAUCUCUUGGGAGAGCUCGACGUUGGGUUUCUGGUUCACCGAAUUCCUGGAACGUAACACCCAGUUCACUCGAUGGGUUUUCCAGGGGAAACCUAAAGUCUUUUGGAUCGCCGGAUUUUUUAAUCCGCAAGGCUUCUUGACGGCUAUGCGACAGGAAGUGACGAGAGCGCAUCGAGGCUGGGCCCUCGAUUCCGUCGUGUUGCAAAGUGUGAUAACUCGAUUGAGUAAAGAGGAGGUGACGGACCACCCCUCAGAAGGAGUUUAUAUUCACGGAAUGUACCUGGAGGGCGCCUCACUCGACCGCAAAACGGGCAGGCUGGUGGAAACGAAAGGCAAGAUCCUUUACGAGCCGAUGCCCGUCAUUUACGUCUACGCCAUCAAUUCGACGGCUGGCAAGGAUCCCAAAUCGUACGAAUGUCCCAUCUACCGCAAGCCCAUCCGUUCCACGACGACUUACAUCGGCUCCAUCGAUCUGGAAACGGAUGUCAAUCCCAAACAUUGGACACUACGGGGCGUGGCUCUCUUGUGUGAUAUCAAAUAAGACCUACCCAAAUUUUUAGAACAAUUAAAAUUAUUAUUAAUUCCGCUUCGUAGUGGAUGUGUCUGACAGUAGGUUACAAAAAAAAUCAUAUUUACAAAAUUUGUUAACAACACAAACUCCGUGUAUUACGCACAUUAAACUUAUCUUUUUUUUUCUUCUUCCAGAAAUUAUAAACUGCUACGAAACAAAUUCCAGUCGUCUUAUUUAUUCCUCAUUUUUUUAUUUUUUUCGCCCGAACGAAGCUGUAUACGGCGGAAUUGUUUUCGAUGGCUUCUCAAUGACAUGACUCUAAGCUUCUUGUCACACUUGUAGUUUCGGCGCAUUCAAUUGGAUUUGCCGCGCAGGCCAUA